Podarcis lilfordi (Lilford's wall lizard) is the source of this 5413-nucleotide messenger RNA. The record is from the annotation of a GenBank genome assembly. NCBI's taxonomy places the organism in Eukaryota, Metazoa, Chordata, Lepidosauria, Squamata, Lacertidae.
UAACUCAAUUCAUUUGCAGAGUGAUGACAAAGUUUUACCAGCACAUCCUUGCUUUGGUCUUUGCUGUUGAUGAGAUCAACGAGAAUCCCAGGAUGUUGCCCAAUGUCUCUCUGGGAUUCCACAUCUAUGAUAUUUAUUAUGAUUCAAAGAUGAGCUACCGAACCACCCUGGACCUGAUCUUUAAAUCACGUCACUUUAUUCCCAACUACAGGUGUGGCGUCCAGAAAAAUGUCAUAGGAGUCAUUGGGGGACUUAGUUCUGAUACCUCCUGGUGCAUGGCAAACGUCUUAGGUCUUUUCAAGAUUCCACAGGUAGAAUAUGGAUUUUGAACAGAAAAGAAAAAACUAUUCAUGCCAUAUUCACUGAAAUAAAAACCCCACGCAUACACUAAGUAAAAGAAUAUAAGGUUGACCACCCCAAACCCACACUCCUCUCCCCGCCUAUUUUCUUCCUAGUCCUAUACUGCAUAUAAAACAAAUGUAACUGAUCUAUAGAAAACACAACAUGAAGAAAGAGACUGUGCUUUUUUAAAUGAGGAAAAUCUUUAAUAAAAAAAUAUUUUAAAAAAGACAAAUGCAUAAAUAAUUCACAAGACGUUAACUAAUAAAGUUCCUCCCAUUAAAAAUCAAAAUAUUCCAUUCCUAGGGAACUAGGAUGUUAUUCAGCAUUAUUAAUUUUCAGAAGCUAAUUGAAAACACUGUUUAUUGUUAUUGUUCCAGCAUUUGGAACAAUAUAAUUAUAUAGUGGUGUCAGUAUUGGGCUGUUCUCCUGCAUUGUUGGAUUUCAUUCUUUGUUGUUUUAACCUUGGCUGAAAGUGUUUGGUAUGGCAUUUCUGUAUUUUACUGAUAUUUUAUAUGAUGUGGUUGAUUCUGCUCAGAGAAGAAUAACAUAUACAAUCGAAUGGAGAUCUUCAGGAUUCCCCAAGAUAUCUUCCCGAGAGACUUAUAAGUAGAUAGAGAAUCAACCUCUCUCUACAAUCGCUAUAAAGGUUAGAGAGCAAAAAAGCAUGAUCAACAAUUUCUAUUGCUCCACCUCCACCUUUUUUUGUUGUUGAGUCAUCCACCUAGCAGUAUAUUAACAUGAGCCAUGAUAAAUGCUACCCUGUUCUUGGAGACUAUCAAUGUGUACAAGUAUGAAGAUCUGAUGAUGCCAUAAUAAUAAUAAUAAUAAUAAUAAUAAUAAUAAUAAUAAUUUAUGCAGAAAACAUUGAGCAAGAUUGUCUUUGUUAUCUAUGCAAAUUGAGGUUGGUGCUGUCCCCAAACUUUGUACAGUAGGGAUUCAGAGGUUUUCUAUUGAUAUUCAAAGAAAUGUGAUUAACAUGAGUAUUUUUUUGCCGUUGGAUAUGGUUGCCUUUUCGCUUCUCUAGAUUUCAUAUGGUUCAUUUGAACAAGGCAUAAAUGAUCAAACCAAGAUCCCUUCUUCCUACCGCAUGGUCCCCAAUGAAGACCUUCAGUAUCAGGGAAUAAUCCAGUUACUUCUGCAUUUUGGAUGGAAAUGGGUUGGGCUCAUGACUACAGCUGAUGAAGCUGGUGAACAUUUCUUACAGACAAUUGAACCCAUGUUUUUCAAGAAUAGAAUCUGUUCAGCAUUCACAGAAAGAGUUGAACUCAAUCUGCAUUAUAAUGGUAACUUACUAAAAAUGCUGUAUGACUCAAGGAUUUUAUUACCAACUUUCAAAACCAGCAAAGCCAGUGCAGUUCUUGUAUAUGGAGAAAGUAGAUUUAAUAUAUGGUUGUCAAGUGCUUUAAACAUAAUGGAGUUCACUCCGCUACUAUUUCCUCAAAAGAAGUCACGUGAAGGAAAAGUAUGGAUUACAACAGCCCAACUUGAUUUCAUAUUAUAUAGCCUUCAAAAAAAAUUAAAUGUUAACAUACAAGUGCUCCAUGGUGCUAUAUCCUUUGCAAUUCACUCCAAGGAAAUUCACAACUUUAAAGACUUUCUUCGGAGUAUACAUCCUCAUUUGACAGAGGCAGAUGGUUUCAUCCAAGAUUUCUGGGAAGAUGCAUUCAGUUGUUCACUUCCAAAUUCCACUCUCUCAACAUUCAACGAUCACAUGUGUACUGGAGAAGAAAUGCUGGAGAGCCUCCCCGCACCAUAUUUUGAAAUGAGCAUGACCGGGCAAAGCUACAGUAUCUAUAACGCUGUCUAUGCUUUGGCACAUGCCUUAAAUAGCAAGCAAUUGGCUGGAGCGAUCCACAAGCGUAGAGAUGCUAAGGGGAAACUCUCUCCUCAAUAUGUAGAACCUUGGCAGGUAACAUUCUCUCUUACAAAGCAUUCACUUCAUUGAUCCAUUAUGUGAGUAAGCAUUUAAUUAUCAGUAAAGAAAUAACAGAGAAGGACUUGAGAAAUUAGAAAGAGAAUUAGAAUAUUUCCUAUAAUGAUAGCAAACAGAUUUUAGAUGGCACAGACUUUCAUAAGCAACAAACUUACAGAUAGCUCACAUUUUACAGGGGGCAGUUGCACAUACAAGCAAAAUCAUUUAAAGCCAGACUAACCUCUAGAAAACCAUUUUUUUAAAAAAGAAAAAAACAUCUUAAGAAUUGCUGUACUUACUGGCGAGGGACAAAUGUGGCUCUUCAUCUUCCUUCUCCCCCUCCUCUCCCUCACUGAAUGAUGCUUCAGAUGCUACAAGGACCAAAGAGUUUGAGAGAUAGCCAGAAGAAUGCUUCGCCUGUUGCACAGGGCACAAUUGUAGAGCUUUGCAUUCAGUGAGACCACAGUCACACCCUUCUCCUUCUCAUACAUCUUGACAGCAGAAACUAAUGAAAGGUCCAGUCAGAUGUUCUCAUAUUCCAUUCCUAUGCUCAGGGAACAUGAUGUUUGAGAACAUGAACAUGAGAGCAUGAGCUCUUACUUGACUUCUCAAAUUCCUUCCCUUUCUUGGAUCUUGACAAUGGCAGGUCCCAAGCAAGCAGGUCUAUAUACUUAACUCUUUCACAUUUAUUUAUAGAAUUCUGUCAACUGUUGAAUUUACAAUGAUUCAUGUUUUCCUAGUCUUCCCAUAUGGGGAAUUGAAACAAGGAUGCUCUCCAUUGUAAACUGAAGUGUUUAACUCUUAGAGGAAAGGGAUUUAAUACCAUCUAGGAAAGCUCUUCAACAAUCAUAAUCAGACUAUUAGAAUGCUGUAUUGACCUUUUGAUUCUCUUUCCACCUAGCUCCACUCAUUCCUGCAGAGAAUCUCGUUCAACAACAGUGCUGGAGAUGAAAUUAAAUUCAAUGAAUAUGGAGAGUUGGCAGCUGGCUUGGAUAUUACAAACUUGGUCACAUUCCCAAAUAGAUCUUACAUCAGAGUCAAAGUGGGAAGGUGGGACCCUCAGGCCCCUUCCGGCAAAGAGUUCACCAUUAAUGAGAACAGAAUUAAAUGGCACAGAGACUUCACUGAGGUACAGAAAUAACUGCACAGGCCAUGAAAUUCCAUAAUUAAGACUCCAGUGAUGAGAUAGAAUCAAGGAGUAUCCCAGACUUAAGAAGCUCUUGCUGCAGAGGUCAAAUGUAGGAACCACCCAUCCAAAGCAUUUCUCUUCUAUAGGGAUUCAGCCCCCAUCCCAUCCAUCACUGUCUUCAGACACUUCUCCAGCACCUUCACCACCUCCUCUCUUUCCAAUGGAAUGGAAAGGUAGAACUUCACAUCAUCAGCAUCCAGAUGAUACCAUGAGCCAGAUUCUAGGAUAUUAUUCCUAACAGUUUCAUUGAUAUAAUAAAUAGCACAGGAAACAGAAUGGACCAUAAUGGGACACUACAACCCCAAAGCCAUGGGGUGGUUUCCUAGUACUAGUUUCUCAAAUGACCCUACAAGAAGUAACAGAAAUAAUUCACCCAAACCUUGUCUUCAUAUUAAACUCUUCCUAUAUCUUUGAAUAGGUGCCACCUCUUUCUAUAUGUAAUGACAACUGCCAUCCUGGAUACGGGAAGAAAAAGAAGGAAGGAAGGAAGUUUUGCUGUUAUGAUUGUGAUCCAUGUCCAGAAGGAAUGAUCUCAAAUGAGAAAGGUGGGAGAUGUCAUCUUAGGAUAUACCAAUUUAUUUUAAUAAGCUCUGAACUCUUUGGCAAACUUGUUGUCAUUAAACCAAUGGAGGAGGGAAGGCUUAACUUAAAUAGAUGUGGUGUUCUCAUUGUUUAUAGUUAGUAUCAAUUUAAUUCCAUCCUUAAAACAUAUUAAAAAUAUUUUAAAAUGGAAAGUCAUCUAUUUUACCUCCAACUUCUACAAAGUUAGGGUGGAAUAGAAGUGGUGGUCUCUCCUGAAAGACUUAGGUUGUUUGACAAAAGGUUGAAAGUCCCAUAAAUCUUGCCUUUCUGGGCUCCAAAGAUUUCUGCAGUAAUGUAUUUUUAAUUUUGCUAUGCACUACAAGUCGUUACAACAAAAAGAGAAGGGAACCAGUAAAAAAGAUGUCACCCAUGUAGAAAAUUCCAGAUUUCAUACAGAAGUUCUUAAACAUUUUGAGAUAGAAAACACUAUCCUAAAAUUUCAAUGAGGAAAUCCUUAAGAAUAGUAUUGGAUGCUUAAAAUUGUCAUGCAUUCUUUGUUUGUUUUCAGACAUGGAAACAUGUGUCAGUUGCCCAGCAGAUCAAUUUCCAAAGAGCAGCCAGGAUCUAUGCAUUCCUAAGAUUCCAAACUUCCUAGCCUUUGAUGAAACCUUGGCCAUUGUUUCAACAUCCUCUGCACUUUUAUUCUCUCUGAUCACAAUUCUGGUGCUUGGCAUCUUCAUUAAGCAUCGCAAUACAGCCAUAGUCAAAGCCAACAACCGAAGCCUCACCUAUGGUCUCCUUAUCUCCCUCCUCUUGUGUUUCCUCUCUUCUUUGUUGUUUAUUGGAAAACCUAAUAAGAUGACUUGCUUUCUCCGGCAAAAUGCUUUUGGCAUUGUCUUCUCAGUGGCCCUCUCCAGCAUCUUAGCCAAAACCAUAUUGGUGGUUUUGGCUUUCAUGGCUACCAAACCAGGAUCCAAUAUGAGGAAAUGGGUAGGCAAAGAACUGGCUUAUUCCAUUGUCUUUUCCUGCUCCAUUGUUCAAGUAGGGAUCUGUGUUCUCUGGCUGGCAACCUCUCCCCCAUUCCCAGAUGUGGACAUGCACUCAAUGACUGAAGAAAUCAUAUUUCUAUGUAAUGAAGGGUCAGUCUCCAUGUUCUAUUGUGUUUUGGGUUACAUGGGCUUCCUGGCCACUAUCAGCUUCACGGUGGCCUUCCUAGCCAGGAAGUUGCCUGACACUUUCAACGAAGCCAAGUUCAUCACCUUCAGCAUGCUGGUCUUCUGCAGUGUUUGGCUCUCCUUCAUUCCAACCUACCUGAGCACCAGAGGAAAAUACAUGGUGGCUGUGGAGAUCUUCUCCAUCUUUGCUUCUGGUGCUGGGUUACUGGCUUGUAUUUUUGCCCCUAAAUGCUACAUUAUUGUGGUGAGGCCAGACCUGAACAACAGAGAGCA